AUGAUCGUAGCCGAGAGAACCCAAUCCCGAGUAGGCGGUUCAGAUGGGAUGAGGGGGUUUAUACUGGGUCAUGGGGGGCUGAAAUUGGACUGGGGAUUUGUACUACCUUGGCCCCAAAUAAUGAUUAAAUCAGAUAGUCUCACUAGUCGGACGUUAGAAAUUUCUUAUCACUUUUCUUCUUACAAUAACUCUUUCUAUUUGUUACACAUUUUUUCCAGGACCUCCUCCAAAACUACCCCGCUCAUUUCGCCCUCCGCGAAAGGAUUUGCAAAUUGUGUCAAGAGAAACACAACGGUGACAAAGAGGUGCUCUACAAAUGUCUUCAGAACUGCUACAAGAACGACCAAUUCGAAAUGUGCACCUAUACUUUCACCGCUCCCGACAUUGAAUGCCUCGCUGCCAAGGAUGUCUUUUCUUGUCAGCAGAGGGCGCGUCAUAAGGAUAUCCCAUAA
Bursaphelenchus xylophilus (pine wood nematode) is the source of this 452-nucleotide messenger RNA. NCBI's taxonomy places the organism in Eukaryota, Metazoa, Nematoda, Chromadorea, Rhabditida, Aphelenchoididae. The record is from the annotation of a GenBank genome assembly.